Messenger RNA from Lachnellula hyalina, 450 nucleotides. RefSeq names its product Transcription initiation factor TFIID subunit (gene TAF13). Gene Ontology annotation, molecular function: protein heterodimerization activity. Gene Ontology annotation, cellular component: transcription factor TFIID complex. Bases 1 to 450 code for a protein of 149 amino acids. The record is from RefSeq and is a predicted model, not a curated record. The transcript has 2 exons. Gene Ontology annotation, biological process: RNA polymerase II preinitiation complex assembly; transcription by RNA polymerase II. Lineage: Eukaryota; Fungi; Ascomycota; Leotiomycetes; Helotiales; Lachnaceae.
AUGGAGCCCCGAGCACGAGUUGGCAAGAAUCGCGGGCAGCAGAACUUCAAUGACAAUGAGCUCGCCCAUUUCCUCUAUGGUCAUGGCGACGUUCCUCAACCCCUCGACUCGACCAAACGAAUCCUCGACGAAUUGCUCACCGACUUCAUCACCGAGCUCUGCUUCGAAGCCGCGCGCCAGGCACAGCUCGCCAACCGCCAGAAGAUCAAGCUCGAAGACAUCAAAUUCGCCUGCCGCAAGAACCCUGCGUAUUUAGGCAAAAUGGCAGAGAUGUUCAAGAAGGAUGACGAUAUCAAGAAGGCCAAGAAGCUCCUUGAUGUCAAUGAUGACAAGAUUACUAAGAGUAGUCUGAAGACGAUGGAGGAGCCGCUGGGUGAUGCGGAUGAUGAUGUUGAUAUGGAUGCGAAGACGAUUGGGGGGAGGAGUACUGGAACUGGUGCUGGGAGGUGA